AUGGCUUCUUCAUCUUCUUCUUCGUCCUCACGUUCUCACAACUGGUUAUACGAUGUCUUCCCGAGCUUUCGCGGAGAAGACGUCCGCGUAACUUUCUUGAGCCACUUCCUCAAAGAACUGGACCGAAAACUGAUCACUGCUUUCAAAGACAGCGAGAUCCAGAAAAGCCGAUCGCUCGAUCCCGAGCUUAGAAACGCAAUCAGGGACUCGAGGAUUGCUGUGGUCAUAUUCUCAAGAAACUACGCCUCUUCGAGUUGGUGCCUUAACGAAUUGUUGGAGAUCGUGAAUUGCGAAAAAGAGUUUGGUCAAAUGGUGAUUCCGGUUUUCUACGGUUUAGAGCCUUCACACGUAAGGAAACAAACCGGUUAUUUUGGCAAGAUCUUUGAUGAGACAUGCCUCAAAAGCACAAAGGAAUUGAAGCUUCAAUGGAAAGAAGCUUUGACCAAUGUAGCAAAUCUCCUUGGAUAUGCAUGGGGUAACGAAGCUACAAUGAUUGAAGCAAUCGUCAAUGAUGUUUUGGACAAACUGCUUUUAACUCCAUCAAAGGAUUUUGAGAACUUUGUUGCCAUUGAUGAACAUAUCUCUCAAAUGAGUGAAUUGUUGGAGUUAGAAUCUGAGGAAGUGAAGAUGAUUGGUAUAUGGGGUUCCUCGGGGAUUGGCAAGACUACAAUCGCAAGAACUCUGUUCAAUCGUCUCUCCAGACAUUUCCAAGGUCGUAUCUACAUAGACAGGCGUUUCAUAGCUAAGAGCAUGGACAUUUAUAGCAAGAACAACCCGGACGACUAUAACAUGAAGUUGCACUUACAAGAAAAGUUCCUCUGUAAGAUACUAGACAAGAAGAUGAUAGAGGUUGAUCACUUGGGUGCUGUGAAAGGGAAGCUAAAGGACAUGAAAGUUCUUAUAUUUAUUGAUGAUUUGGAUGACCAAGUUGUGCUAGAUACAUUGGUUGGUGGGGAAGAAUGGUUUGGUCCUCGAAANGUAAAGUAUAAUCUAGUUCAAAAUGGACUAGGAGAUCUAUUAUAUGAAUUCGAAGGGACGUUUUCGUUAAAAAUCUAA
Molecule: messenger RNA, 1056 nt
Organism: Microthlaspi erraticum
Lineage: Eukaryota; Viridiplantae; Streptophyta; Magnoliopsida; Brassicales; Brassicaceae
Source: the annotation of a GenBank genome assembly